Molecule: messenger RNA, 1979 nt
Organism: Medicago truncatula (barrel medic)
Lineage: Eukaryota; Viridiplantae; Streptophyta; Magnoliopsida; Fabales; Fabaceae
Product: radial spoke head 10 homolog B
Exons: 3
Coding region: 365-1693 (442 amino acids)
Source: RefSeq, a predicted model, not a curated record
UCUCACACACAACACAAACCAAAGCUCAAACAAAAACCAAAACACCCAUUCAUCGUAAACUGCGAAACUCAAACUCAAACUCAGUUUUUGUUUUUUCUUCUUCAAUCAAUUCCAACGAAGAUUUCAACAACAACCACAACCUUCUAUUCUUCUUCUUCUUCUUCUUAUUUGUUACCGUGUUUAUCCGGUUAUUUUUACUGGUUCGGUGCCGUGUAUAGUCUGAAAUGUUACCGGCGCAACCGGUGAUAAAAACCGUGGUGGUCACAAUCUCACGAUACAGGUGAGUAAGAGAACUGAAGAGAAGAGAAGAGAAGAGAAGAGAAAAUCGUACGGUGGAGAUUGAAUCUGGUGGGACCCACUAAAGAUGGAAACAACAACUCCAAAAAACAAUAGCCAAACUAAACUCACCCGAACCAAAUCCUCUUUGCUUCGGUGUUCUUCUCCAACCACCCGAUCCUCCACUCCAAGCCUCAUUCCGAGCCUUGGUUCCGUCAACGAAGAAGAUUUUUACGACGAAGAAGAACAUGAUAAAAACAACAAGUACAAAAACAAAAAUAAGAAAAAGAAGAAAACCCGGUUCGGUUCUCAUUCUCGUUCAAGUUCGGGUUUUGGUUCAACCCGGUUUCUAGGUUUUUUCAGUCUAUGUUCUAUCUUCUUCUAUAUAUUCUAUUUUUUCCAUAUCGGUUCAGUGGGACCCACUUCCGAAAAUGUGUUGCUGAUUCUAAUAUUCAUCGCCGUAGCGCUUUAUUUCAUAAACAGAAACAAACGCGUGAUUCAUAGAAGCGUUUCUGUUUUAAAACAUUCAUGGGACGGGAAUUUAAAACGACUCGGUUUUUCUUCCAAAGGAAGUGAAAAACCGGUUCAAUGGUUCAUAGGAGAACCCGGUUCAGCAGAGGAGAAUGAAAAGAACGUGAAAGGGUUGUUAAAAGAAGGUGUUGAAGUUGAAUUUUACAGCAAUGGUGAUUUCUACGAAGGAGAAUUUCACGGUGGAAAGUGUAAUGGAAGUGGAGUUUAUCAUUAUUAUGUGAGUGGAAGAUAUGAAGGUGAUUGGGUUGAUGGAAAAUAUGAUGGUUAUGGAAUUGAAAGCUGGGCUAGGGGAAGUAGAUAUAAGGGUUGUUAUAAACAAGGUUUGAGACAUGGUUAUGGUGUUUAUAGAUUUUAUACUGGUGAUUGUUAUUCUGGGGAAUGGUUUAAUGGACAGAGUCAUGGUUUUGGUGUUCAAUCUUGUUCUGAUGGGAGUUGUUAUGUUGGUGAAUUUAAGUUUGGUUCUAAACAUGGUCUUGGUUCUUACCAUUUUAGGAAUGGAGAUAAAUACACAGGGGAGUAUUUCGGAGACAAAAUGCAUGGAUUUGGAGUUUACCAUUUUGCGAAUGGACACUGUUAUGAAGGAGCAUGGCAUGAAGGUCGUCGACAAGGUUAUGGUGUUUAUACAUUUCGAAAUGGAGACCGAAGAUGUGGUGAAUGGGACAGUGGUGACCUCAAGCACUCUCUACCACCACAAACUCAGGCUGUCCUUACAUCAGCUCAGGCUGCUAGGAGAACCGCAGAAAAUGCGAUAAACCAUCCCCGGAAUGAUGACCAAGUGGAGAAAGCAGUAAUGGCAGCAAACAGGGCCGCCACUGCUGCUAGAGUUGCAGCUGUGAAAGCUGUUCAGGAUAGAAUGGGUGGAAAAUUUUGCGAUGAUCAAGUUUAAAAGUGAGUGAGGGAGUGAUCUUAGAUGUUAGCCUUUGCUUCGAAUUGUAGAUUCUUACUAAUUAUAUGAGUGAUUUGGAAGAUGCGCCACCCUGGUGAGCAAAAAAGCUUACCGGAGGAGGUUGAAGAGAGUAUUUUCUGAUGUUUCUUUCACAAAGUAACUUGUACAGAAACAUGUAAAGAUUAAUCAUCACUAGUACUUUUUUUUAUGAAAUGAGCUUCAAUGAAAUUGGAGUGUACUUUGACUGAAGAAAUGAGAUUUCAAGAGAAAAUGGAGUUUCACAAUA